Molecule: messenger RNA, 1444 nt
Organism: Botrytis sinoallii
Lineage: Eukaryota; Fungi; Ascomycota; Leotiomycetes; Helotiales; Sclerotiniaceae
Exons: 5
Coding region: 94-1266 (390 amino acids)
Biological process (GO): RNA catabolic process
Cellular component (GO): extracellular region
Molecular function (GO): ribonuclease T2 activity; RNA binding
Source: RefSeq, a predicted model, not a curated record
CUAUGGCCUCGAUAGUAGUGGUGAAUCUUCUUUGUGUGAUAUAGAAGCAUCGAUUUCCCUCGCUUUCCCUUGGUAUUGAAACUUUGUGCAAUAAUGACUUCCUCAAUCUCCAAAGUUCUUUUGCCAUUUGUGCUUCUGGCACCAGCUGCACGCGCAGCCAGUCUAGCUGCGACUCCUUUGGUAUGUUCGAGUCCAGCAUUGAGUUGUAGCGGUUCCAGUACCAAUACUUGCUGCUUCAAUACUCCUGGUGGUCAAAUGGUCCAGACCCAAUUCUGGGACUCCAAUCCUAGCACAGGUCCUUCCAACUCUUGGACAAUCCACGGUCUAUGGCCCGAUCACUGUGAUGGUACCUAUGAUUCAAAUUGCGAUACCAGUCGUCAAUAUUCAAGCAUAACCAACAUCCUUUCUGCUGCUGGCCAAACAUCCUUGCUCUCGUAUAUGAACACCUACUGGGUCAGUGAUGACUCUACCAAUGAGGUGUUCUGGGAACACGAGUGGAACAAGCACGGAACUUGUAUCAGCACUCUUGAGCCUUCUUGCUACAGCAGCUACACCACCGGUGCAGAAGUUGUAGACUUCUUCAACGUUGCUGUUGAUCUUUUCAAGAUUCUUCCUACCUACACAUGGUUAGCCAAUGCUGGCAUCGUGCCCUCCACCACCAAAACCUACACCUCUGCUCAAAUUCAAGCAGCCAUCACCGCCGGUUUCGGACACCCUGCCACCAUUCAAUGUACUUCUUCCUCUCUCGAUGAAAUUUGGUACUCCUUUGAAGUACGCGGUUCCGUUGCUACCGGAACAUUCGUUCCCAUUACUCCCGUCGGUCAAUCUGGAAACUGCCCCAGUACCGGCAUUAAGUACACUCCCAAGUCCGGCUCUGGUACUCCAACUACCACCGCGACUGCUCCUGUUGGCACUGGCAGCUUCUCUGGAUCUGGUUAUUUGGAGGCAUAUGUUGGAAGCACCAAUAACGGAUGCUUGAUUAGUGCAGGUACCUGGUACACUAGCGGUACUUGUGCUACAUACACUGCCACUGCUUCUGGUACUGGCUUCACCCUCAAGUCCUCCAAGGGAACGUGCGGUAUCUCCGGCAGUACCUUUUCCUGCGGCGCCGGUGUCUCUACCGUUUUCGGAUCCUCCGGUGGCUACCUUACAUACGGCGGCUCAUCUACCUUCUACGCAACCGCCACCCCAUCCGGUUCUACCCAAGCAACCGUUUACACCUCCAGCCAAAGCGUCUCUGUCGAGUUCGCCUGGAGCGCUGUCUAGAUGCUUUUUCUUUACUCAUCGCGUUAGUUUACUAUGUCGGGGAAAAAAAGAUCAAGGUGGUGAAAAGGGGGCGGCUCAAAAUUAUCAAGACUGUGGUGUUGUAGCAUGGAAAGACAAGCGCAUGACAAGAAAACGAUUGUAUUUAGGAAAAGUUCGAAUUUUGCACAAGAGCAUGAAU